Messenger RNA from Sinocyclocheilus grahami, 907 nucleotides. RefSeq names its product UDP-N-acetylglucosamine transferase subunit ALG14 homolog. Bases 185 to 907 code for a protein of 240 amino acids. The transcript has 5 exons. The record is from RefSeq and is a predicted model, not a curated record. Gene Ontology annotation, cellular component: UDP-N-acetylglucosamine transferase complex. Gene Ontology annotation, biological process: dolichol-linked oligosaccharide biosynthetic process. Gene Ontology annotation, molecular function: N-acetylglucosaminyldiphosphodolichol N-acetylglucosaminyltransferase activity. Lineage: Eukaryota; Metazoa; Chordata; Actinopteri; Cypriniformes; Cyprinidae.
AUGUCUUUCCGUAGCAGCUGUACUUGUAAUGAUCAUUUGGCAUCACAAAUACAGCACUUCUUCCAGGUUUAGUUUAUACAGUAGUUGAAAUGAUAAAAGUGCGUUCGCUUUUGACGAACAUGAGGCUACUGAGAUUUUGAGCCUCGGUUGUUAAAGUGACUGCUAGAGUUUAGUUUGGGAACUGAUGGCAUGGCUGUGUGUUGUGGGGAGUGCUGUAGUGUUAUUAACUGUGCUCGUUUUACGAUUGUUUGGGGUUUUGCGACAUGGAUCUGAAUAUAAACCAGGACAGAAGGGCUCAGUGUCAGUCCUGGUGGUGGCAGGAUCAGGAGGACACACAACAGAAAUCGUCCGUCUGAUGGGGAGUUUAUCUCGGUCUUAUAACCCUCGACACUAUGUGAUCGCAGACACCGAUAAAAUGAGCGAAGACAAGAUCCGAACAUUUGAAGCAGAGCGGGAGAAAAGCGUUUUACCCUCACAGUUCACCAUUCACCGGAUUCCUCGCAGUCGGGAGGUGCGUCAGUCGUGGAGUUCCUCCGUUUUGAGUUCUCUCAGCGCUCUGAUGUCUUCCGUCCCGCUAGUCUUUAGGCUUCAGCCGGAUAUGCUGCUGUGUAACGGUCCAGGAACUUGUGUCCCACUGUGUGCCGCUGGGCUGCUCCUGGGCAUCCUGGGCCUAAAAAGAGUCUUGAUCGUCUAUGUGGAGAGCAUCUGUCGUGUGGAGACACUGUCUCUAUCCGGGAAGAUCCUCUACUACUUUUCUGACUACUUUUUUGUGCAGUGGGCACCACUAAAAGACAAAUACCCAAUCAAGAAUCAAAAUUGUCUUGGAAAUACGGCAGUACUGGGCCCACAGCAUGUCCUGGGACAGGACGAGGGUCAGAACAAGGAGGUCACGGUGGUUCUUGGGUAA